AUGGUCAAUGAGCUUACUGAUGAGCAGUAUCAUAUAUUCCAAACAAUUAUUUCAGCCGUCCAAUCAAAUGAAGGAGGGUUCUUUUUCGUUUAUGGCUAUGGGGGCACUGGGAAGACAUUUUUAUGGAGUGUUUUAACAUCAUACUUGAGAGGAAAAGGAGAUAUAGUUAUUGCAGUUGCAUUGAGCGGGGUAGCGGCAACACUACUACCUUUUGGUAGGAUAGCACACUCAAGGUUUGCAAUACCACUACAAAUUACUGAGACAUCUUUUUGUGCUGUUAGUCAAAAUUCUGCAUUAGCCAAUCUUCUAAAAUGCACAAAAUUAAUCAUAUGGGAUGAAGCACCAAUGGUUUAG
Messenger RNA from Neltuma alba, 354 nucleotides. RefSeq lists its product as uncharacterized. Bases 1 to 354 code for a protein of 117 amino acids. Gene Ontology annotation, biological process: DNA repair; telomere maintenance. NCBI's taxonomy places the organism in Eukaryota, Viridiplantae, Streptophyta, Magnoliopsida, Fabales, Fabaceae. The transcript has a single exon. Gene Ontology annotation, molecular function: DNA helicase activity. The record is from RefSeq and is a predicted model, not a curated record.